Falco peregrinus (peregrine falcon) is the source of this 8659-nucleotide messenger RNA. It is a transcript of the gene AJAP1, whose product is annotated as adherens junctions associated protein 1. The record is from RefSeq and is a predicted model, not a curated record. Bases 490 to 1596 code for a protein of 368 amino acids. The transcript has 6 exons. Gene Ontology annotation, cellular component: cell-cell contact zone; cytoplasmic side of plasma membrane; adherens junction. NCBI's taxonomy places the organism in Eukaryota, Metazoa, Chordata, Aves, Falconiformes, Falconidae. Gene Ontology annotation, molecular function: beta-catenin binding.
GCAGGCGGCGUCCGGGGGCGCGGGCUCGGGGAAGGCUGGUCCCCCGCGGGACCCUGCCCGCCGCCGGAGCCGCGCACAGCCCCGGCCGCCCCCCGCCCCAAGCCCCGCCGCGGAGGGGCCGCGCUCCGCCCCCGCCUCCUCCCCGCGCAACUUCCCCGAGCCGCGGCGCCCCCCACCCCCGCCCCCCGCCCCGCGGGUGCGCGCACAGACGCGGGCGCGCCGCGCUGAGCCCAGCCGCGCCGCGCCGAGCCCAGCCGCGCCUCCCCCGCCGCGCAUGGGGCGCGCAGCCUCCGCGGGCGCGCAGCUGCCCCGCCGCCGUUGCUGAGGGGCCAGGGCAGCCGGCGCAGCCCGACCUCCGCCGGCCCCCGGGCAUGCCCGCCCCGCUGGCCGCCGCCUGCCCCGCUGAGCGCUGCCGCGGGCGCGGGGCGGCGCGCCCGGAUGGAGAGCUGAGGCGGUGAGCCCCGCCGGGCCGGGCCGGGAGACGUGACGAUGUGGAUGCGACGGCUCUCGGGAAGCAGGUCAGGUUGCCCGCUCGGAAGCCAUGCUUGGAUUUUAAUAGCCAUGUUCCACCUAGCCAUGGACCUUGCCAGCUGCCAGCCCCCAGCCAGCGGUGCCGGGGGGAGGCUCUCGCCACGGCCAGCGCUCCGGCACAGACUGUCCCGCAGCUCACUGUGGGGCACGGGGAGCGGGGAGGAGCUGCGUCGCCCCGGCCCCCCCUGGACCUGCACCCCUGCACCCCCCCUGCAGAGACCUCGCUCACGCCGGCUGCCCCCCACUGCCCCGCUGCCCACCGGCCGCCCUCCACGCCGGCUCCGCUCCCAGAGGGGCCGGCGGCACCUGCGUGGCCGUGGCUUUGCCCCACGGGACGGACGACCCACGGCGCUGCCCGAAGUCAUCGUUUGGGGCCCUACGGGUGAGGAGGACUCCCUGGAGAGCAGCACGCUGCCCAGCGCCUUUGCCACCGCCGCCGCCACCACCGCUGCCACCACCACCACCACCACCACCACCGCUGCUGCUGCCACCGCCGCCGCUGCCACGCCACCCCGUGCACCCCCCAGCACCCCAGCUCCCGCGCCCGGUGGGGAUGUACCCCGCAGCAGCCCCGGUCGCACCAGCACCGCCGAACCAGCUGCCGGCCACAGCAGUGGCGGCAAGGACGCUCGCCCGCCCCGUGGGCUGGGAGACACCACAGGUCUGGCAGUUCAUCAGAUAAUCACUAUUACCGUGUCCCUCAUCAUGGUCAUAGCUGCUCUGAUAACAACUCUUGUCUUAAAAAAUUGCUGCGCACAGAGUGGGCGCCCACGGCGCAACAGCCACCAGCGCAAGCUGGACCAGCAAGAGGAGAGCUGCCAGAACCUGACCGACUUCGCCCCCGCCCGCGUGCCCAGCGCCCUCGACAUCUUCACCGCCUACAACGAGACGCUGCAGUGCUCCCACGAGUGUGUCCGGACCCCCGUGCCUGUCUACGCAGAGGAGGCAUUGCAUUCGCCCGGGGAUUAUAAAACAACCUUCAACGGAAACAGACCCUCUUCUUCUGACCGGCAUCUUAUUCCCGUGGCCUUUGUGUCUGAGAAAUGGUUUGAAAUCUCCUGCUGACUGGCCGAAGCCUGUUUGACUUCUGGGGGCAGGGCAGACGCCAUCGGGCUGUUUCCUGGAUUCCAUUGGUGAACCUGUAAAAAAUAUAAAAAAAUAAUGGGUUACCUGUACCUACCAUUUCUGUUUACCAGUAGGAGACUCAAAGAGCAGCGUUCUAUGGGCCAAAUAUAUUUUUAUAAAAAUGAACACGCCUAUAGGUAACUGCAUUUUUCAAGGAGCGCGUUUUUUGGAGAAGAGAAAGAGAAAUGUGUGAGCAAAGAAUCCUGUGGAGGAAGAGGAACCGGCGGGGGACUGAGAGGGAAGGACUGAGCGCCUGGAGCCUGGAUUUGGACCGUGACUCUGAACCUGUGCCAAUAAUACCAUUAUGUGCCAUGUACCGAUGCAAAGACUUCACGAGAAGCUGAAGCUAAGUCGAUAACGCCUAGAAACGUUGUGGAGGACGAAUGGGGUGUCUCUUCUGCUGGGAUCAUUCAUUCCGGUCCAUAAACGUACAUACAUACAAUAUAUGUAGAGAGAAAAGAUAUAUAUACACACACAAACACUUUUUGUACUGUAGCAAUUUUUGAAGAUCUUAAAUACUCAUUUUUAAAGAAGAUGUCAUGGGCUAAAAGUCUCGUUUCUUUAACGUGCAUAAUACAAACUAGGUGAACCGAUGUUUUCUACUUUGGCAGCUUGCCUUUCAAACCUAUAUGUGUAUAUAUAGGUAGACAUAUAUACAUAUAUAUAAGUGUGUGUGUAUGUAUAAACAUAUAUAUGUAUGUAUACAUAUAUAUAUAUAUAUAGUUUUGGUUCUUUUUGGAAAUGCUUUUCCAGCGGUGGUGACGUGAUGGCAGCAGCGAGCGGUGGGGGCCAGCUGGGGCGGCACGGUGGGCUGCUGGUGGGAGCAGGGGAGAGGCUUCCCAAAAAACAGCCGGAGCAGGGCUGCGCUGCCCCAUGGUUCCUCCAGCUGUGGAGGGGAUGGCAGAGCGCUCUGGAGGCUGGUCUGGAGGGAAAGGAGAACGGACAUGGGCUGGGAUUAGAGCUAGAAGGAUGCAUCUGGGCCAAAUUCACAAAGUGCAUUCCUGCUGUAGGCCGUCAGAGGAGGCGUAAUGGCGUGGCGAGAGGAGCGGGCAGCAGAGGUGCUCCCCUCUCUCCCACCUGCCCCACUGCUGUAGGGCUCCUGGCUGCACCCGCCUGGUGCAAGCCCCUUUCCCCGACACGGGAUGCUGCGUGUGCAUGGGGCAGUUCAUGCUUCCGCUCCCCCUGGCCCCCGCGGGGGAGAUGUUCCCCGCAGCAGGGCGGCAGGUUGCGGGGCAGGGCAGGGUGAGCAGGCAGCUCGCAGCAGGCGGGUCCCCUGGCUCAUGGCAGCUCGCUGGAGGUGGUGGUGGUGAAGGGUGCGUCCAGCCUUCUGUAGCCUGAUACCUCAUCAAGAUAGAUAGGAUGAAGCCUGCAAGCCUGUGCCUGCCCUUAUUUCAUGGAGCUGUGGUCCGUGCUGUGUCAGGUGUGAUGCCUUGGGGCUGGCUGGGGAUGGCUUUUAGCUGUGGACUGUCAAAAGAUCAGCCUCUUUUGGCAGAAGAGAUAAAUUUUAGGAGAAGAUGUGGGAGGUGGGUUUUUUUUAAUGGCUUCUGAAUUUGUCACAACACCAAAGCUUGCUCAGCCCUUUGUGAGAAACAUGAGAGGAACGAGCCUAUGGCCUCCUGAGCUAGCCCAAGGCCAGCGAGCUCCGGGGAGCCUCUUCCUUUGCUCUCCUGGUCUUGGCUGGGUCUGCCACGGCAGGAGAAGAUGCAUUCCACUGUCCACAAUCACGGGGGUCACUUAAUACCAUUAAAAAGGGACUUUUGCCCAACAGUUUGCCAGGGAAGUAUGGUUCUGCUGCCUCUGGUUUGGUGUGUUGCUCUAGAAACGUGUCACAUCGCCCAUCCAGCUCCUGCAGAGGUGGGUGGUUUUGGUGGGUGCUGAUGAACAUGCCAGCCCACCAGCAAGCCCCCCUGUCCAAGUCUUUCCAUGGAGUCAGGUGCUGCUGUUGGUGCAGCAAGCUGUGCCAUGCCGUGCCCCUCCAAACUGGCACGGCUGGGAGAGCCAGGCAGGAGGGGGGGAUAGUGGCAGCGGGCUGGGGUCUCCCAACAUGCCCAGUGUCUCACCACACUUUGCUUCUGCUCUUUAACAUGUGCCCUGUGCCAAGCCUGGGCUUGCCCAUGUAGAUGGUGCCAAGGCAAAGCUUGCAGAGGGGUCCCGUACAACUCAAGUGAGGGUCUGCUUCACGUCAGACACCGCAGUGGGUCUCGGUUGGGUUGCUGCAACGUUACAUGGGUGGGAAUGACAGCAGAGUUCAGACCAAAGUCCUCCAGUUCUUUUUUGUAACUGCCCUUGGUAAAUACUAGCGAUUUUUUAGAAUUGUCCAGAUAUGCAUUUCUACUCAUCCACUAAUUACUCAGCUCCAUUUCUUUAUUACAAUGAACUUGCAGUUAAAAAAAAAAAAAAAAAAAAAAAAGGAAGUAGAAACUUCUGGCAUUGCAUAUAGCUUCAUGUGCAGUCUCUUUGUUUCCGUAUCCUUUUCUGUCCCUUUCUGAUGGAAUUGCACAGUCUGGAUUAUUUUUCCUGAAUUUUUGGAAGCUGCCCUGGGAAGAAGUCUUCCUUGCCAGACCUGAUGAUUACCUGCAGGCUUAAACCGAGCAUCUCUGAAGGCGCUGGCAACAAUCCCUGCAACUCCAAUGAGCCUCGAGCAUCGCCUUGGGUGCAUUCUGCACCCGGGUCACUGCCGACCGGCAGCCAGAGAGGAGGAGGAGGGUUCCUGUUGCUCCUGGCCAGGUUUUAGUCCAUGACUGAACCCAUUCCUUCUGCGGAGGUGGUUUCUUGUGAACGCUGAGCUGGGCGGGCAUAGGCGGCAGCAGAGAUUCGCGUCCCUGGGGCUGGGUCUUGGUGUUGGAGGGUUUUGAACAGGUCUGGGUCCCCUUAGACUUUGGCAGCGGAGUAGAGAUCUCAUCUUUGUGUGUGUUUCUUAAAAGCAAACCUUGCAAUGAUGGGGCUGGGCGCUGAGGGGUGUCUGCUGGGCGGCUCUCCAGGGUGGUGGGUGGGAUGCCUGCCCAGGAUACUUCUGAGGCAGGGGAUGGUGUCUCACUGGAGGAGCAAGCCCCCCAGGCUUUGGCCUUCCCUGAGAAACAUGGGGAAUGUUUGCCCUCGGGGUGUGCCAGGAUUCUGCCCCAAAACAGGGAGGCAUGGCACUGCGGGAGGUCCCAGAACCACCGCAGGCAGCCUCACCUGGGCGCCAGGGAGGCUCUGGGCUGCAGUGGGGUGCAAUUAAAAGCACGAUGCGUUACCCUGCUUGGAUGGUGGAUGCCCCCAUGCAGUGGCUGUGCAGGGGAUGCCCUGGGUGCUGCUGGCCCCAGGGCUGCCCUAGAGCCAGGCUUUGCUGGGAUCAGCCAAAAACCCACACAAGGAGUGCAGAUUCUGAGCGACAACUCCAAGGUGAUCUGUCAUCUCAGUACGCUCGGAUGUUUGUGUUCUACUGUUGUAAAUGGUGCAGCCCCUGCAAAUUACCCUUGCUGGCAUAGUUUUUGAAUUCUCCUUCUUCAUUUGACUUUGCUGGCAUCAAUCCACUCCAGCUCGGGAGCCGCGUCUGUUGUGCUUCACCCAUUGAUCUUCCUGUUUAUUUGUAUGUGCUGGCUGCACCCAGUAGUUCUUGUGGGGACUCCAGUGUAAGCUCAAUAGCAAUUUGACAUCAUGAAAUAUAUCUUGACUCCCUCGUUCCCGAGAGUUUGAAGCAUCGUUCUGUAUUUCUGCGUGUAUGGAACACGCUGCCUGAAGGAGAGUCAUCAGGCGGAGCUGGGGGCUGGGAGGGCGGGCAGCACUGGUGCUGGCGGUGAUGAUGAUGGUGAUGGAGAGGCGCCCUGCCUUGAACCUGGCACUCAGCUCCUGGGAAAUUCCCUGCAGAGCUGGAGGCAAGGAGAGGAAAAUGUGUGUGUGUGUGUGUCUGUGUCUGUGUGUGUGUGUCUGUGUGUGUGAGAGGGAGAGAGAGUGAAGGCAAAUAACUUUGGCCCCAGACGACAGGAGCAGGUUUCUGAUGGCAGGCUUUGCAUGAGCUUUCCACAUAGUCUGCAAGAAGGACACGUCCUGGUCACCGAGAGAUGAGCGGUGAACCGAGGAACAAAAGUAGAUGCACAAUCUUCCCUUAUUUAUAAGGACCAACAGCACUUGCACUUUAUCAGAGAAACCCUCCCAUCCCUAUGCAUGCUAAGCACACCAACAAGGGACGACUGCCUGAAGGAGGGAAGGAAGAAGGGAAGGGCUGGAGCUGCAUAUGCGGUGAUUGAUGUGGCAGCAUCCUAGCAUCCCAAGGCCUUUCACAGUAAAGAAGAAAUGAACUAUGAUUAUUUCAUUCCCUAGUAUUGACGAAAGCCAAAAUACAAGACAGACAUGAAAACAGAAAGUCACAUUUUCAUGGAAUAGACCUAUGGAGCAGAUCUUUCACGCCGUGGAAAAAGCAGGCAGGCAUGGUCUUCACAGACACGUUUCCUCGUGAGUUUUGCCACGUUUUGGCCACAUCAUCUCACCCUGAGGUCUUUUGGCUGCCACAGCCACAGGUGGUAGCUCAAGACGAGCUCCCUUCUGUCACUGCCCUUUGCCGGACACAAAGCUUCAUCCUCAGCUCGCGGGGAUUGUGCCAGGUGUCGUUGGCUUGAGCCAGCCCAAAGCUCAUUCAGCAAUAAUGGGGGAGAUUUUGCCAACGCUCAUGCCACUGGGUACUUCGAAUCAGCUGGAGCGGCUCGUCCAAGCAGCGGAGUCUUGCUCCAGUGCAGGGACAGAAAGGACGUGUGUACAUUUGGAGAAUUAGGGAUUUUUCUGUUCUCACUCAGAAGCUGAGCCCGUUUCCCAGUCUGAUAGCAUUGCACAGGUAGCAGGGAAUGUUCCACCGUGAAAUACAGCCCCGUGCGCUGGAUGGUAUCGUUUGCAUUGCAAGGGAUAAAGCCGCAGCUUGUGAGCAGCAAGGUGGCAGAUGUCCCUUGUGAACAUCCCUGCUGUGUCCGGGGCAGUCUCAUUGCUGUGGUGCAAUGCUGGGGAGCUGCAGGCACGCGUGUGGUGGGACUCAAUGGAUGUGCAGCAAAUCCAGGGGAGUAUCUGCAGCGGGCACAGGGUGCCGCGCAGAGCACAGUCUGGAUGCAGCAUCAGGUGUCCACCACCGCCUAGCAAAACUAUGCCUCCAGUGCGCCCUUCCCUUGGAAAACCAGAGCUUUUUACUGUGUUUUAUUUCAUUGUGUAUCUGGCAGCUUGGGAAAAAGAAGUUUUGACCCUUGCUUUGCCAUAAACUUCCAGCUAGCUGCUUCUUGCUUCUUUUUUAUUAAUUUUACAGAUUUCUUAACCUUUUCAUAGCUCCUAAGAAAUGUGUCGCAGCUGCUGAAAGGCUGCCAAAUUCCCCAGGUGUGUAGCGGUGUGCCUGUGUGUUGCUUGUGGCUCUGUCUUAGAGAAUGGCUUGGGAUGAGCCCUUUUUGUCACCAGCCGGCAAUGCUGGCUGCUCCUGUGCAGGGAUGGCAGCUGCUCUGCUCCCCCCUGGCAUAGGGGAGGCUGGCUCUUCCUCGGGCUCUGCAGCAAGCCCAGACCUCCCGGGGCUGUGCGGGACCCCUCCUCCAUCCAGAUUCCUUGCAGACACCGAGCAGGAGCUGCAGCACUCGCUGCUCCUGCCAAGCCAGGGAGUUGGUGCAACUCCUUGUGUGAGAGCUGCGGGCAGCACUGCUCGCUGUGGCCGGCGCUGGUGGGCUUUUUUCUGUGCCAAACUCAGCUAGUUUGGGGCUAUAGGUCUGAGCUACCAUAUCACAGCAGCUCCAGGUACAGCGGGCAGAUUGCGAGGGUUUGGUACUCAAUCCCCUGGGGGGUUUUGGCAAACAGAGCUAUCCCAAGGGCAGCAACGUCCCGUAGCAUCCCCGGGCGUGCAGGGCAGAGCGGCUCCCGGGCGGCUGCCCAUCUCUCCAGAUCUGAUCGUUUACCUUCACUCUGUCUUCCCAGCUAAUGAAAAGGGCAGGCUGUGGCCGUGGCCAUGGCCUUGGCCAUGGCAGUGGAGAGGCGGCAAGGGAGGCUGCUCCGCAGUGGUCUCCAGCCUCCGUGCCCUUCGCGCUGCCCUCGGGAGGUCAGAGCAGCAAAGGCAAAACGGGCGCGGGAGCAUGUGCCGGGGCGGAUUUCAGGUUACCUCUCCUCCAUUGGCAGCUUGUUGUGAAGGAAGGUAGUUCAGUUAAAAUGGUAGUUAAAUAGUAGAUAUUCUACACAUAUUAUAUAUUUUGUAAAAAAAAAAAAAAUAUAGAACAAAAAUAUAUAUGUACUAUCUCAGCCCACCCAUUUCAGGAUGAAUGUGGUUGGAAUUUUUGUUCAACCAGGUAUAAAAUCUGUAAGUGAUUUUUUCAAAACCAGCAAGAGAUCCCUCACCAUUUCAGAAGUCCGUGGGUUUGGUCUCCAGAUCUCAUGUAACGCUUCUCACACAUUUUUAAGAAUUAUUCUCAGCAUUUGUAGGUACAUUUUUAAUAGUGUCACGAGUGGAGAUAAUAUUUACUUUGAGAAAAAGUAUAUGUUGCACAAAAAUGUACACUAAGGGCACAGAUUUCUGACCCAGAUUCUUCUAUUUUAGGUUCCGAGGGGUUUAUUUUUUUGUUUGAUAGGACAUGUACAGUGAAGUUUACACUUUAUUUUUAUUUUGCCAAAAACCGUUUUCUAACAUGAGACAGCUUUUACUUUGUAACCGGUUUUACAUCACUGAGUACUUCUUUCUUUUCCUGGGAAAAUCCUUCACCGCGAGACAUCCAGCGCAUACGUGUGUGAUGCUCUGGCAACUUCAGGCUGUUGCCGGUGGAAGCAGCCAUCGCCUUUGGCCAUGGCAGUUCCUGCCGGCGCACCCGCGGUGUGAGCCAGGGCGAUUGCAGCAGGGUGCCGGCUGCCCACGGGGCCACGCAGGCGAGAACUGUUUUCUUCCCUAGUGGUUUUUAAUUUGUCUCUGUACUUCGAAGCUGUGUAUUUGGAAGCACUGUAAAUGCCACCCUAUACCGAUUUCCCUGUGUAUAUUUAGUACUCUGAUGUUGCUAUUAAAACUGAUAUGAGAACCGCG